This is a messenger RNA of Prunus armeniaca (apricot), 2742 nucleotides long. NCBI's taxonomy places the organism in Eukaryota, Viridiplantae, Streptophyta, Magnoliopsida, Rosales, Rosaceae. The record is from the annotation of a GenBank genome assembly.
AUGGUCAAGAAUGCUAGCUGCAACCCUGUUUUUUGUCUUUGCUUCUUGUUCUUACUGUUUUGGUCUAUUUUCUUGGCCACGGCACAGAACACCCCAGUUAAUGUUGGUGUGGUUCUUGACUUUGAUACCGGGUUCGGGAAGAAGGGUCUGACCUGCAUCAACAUGUCCCUCUCUGACUUCUAUGCCUCUCAUUCUUACUACAACACUAGGCUUGUUCUGCACAAAAGAAAUUCCCCUUCAGAUGUUGUUGUCACAGCUUCUGCAUCUCUGGACCUAAUAAGGAAUGUUAAAGUGCAAGCAAUCAUAGGUCCAGAAUCAUCCAUGCAGACCAAAUUUGUAAUCAGCCUUGGAGACAAAGCCCAAGUGCCCAUAAUUUCAUAUUCUGCAACAAACCCAUCUCUCACUUCCAUUCGGAGUCCAUAUUUUCUCAGAGCUGCACAAAAUGACUCAUCCCAAGUGAAAGCCAUAAGUGCCAUCAUCCAAGCCUUUGGUUGGAGAGAAGUAGUGCCCAUCUAUGUUGACAAUGAGUUUGGGGAGGGAAUCAUACCUUCCCUUUCUGAUGCUCUGCAAGAAGUUGAUGCUCGAAUCCCCUACCGGAGUAUCAUUUCUCCAAAGGCCACUGAUGACCAAAUUGCGGCAGAGCUUUACAAGUUGAAGGGAAUGCAAACUCAGGUCUUCAUUGUGCACAUGCUACCUUCUCUUGGCUCUCGGCUUUUCGGCAAGGCAAAUCAGAUUGGCAUGAUGGAGGAAGGGUAUGCUUGGAUAAUGACUGAUGGAAUUACCAACUCAUUCAGUUACAUAAAUUCUUCUGUCAUAGAAAAUAUGCAAGGGGUGUUGGGUAUAAAAACUGAUGUCCCAAAUACAAAAGAGCUUGAAAGUUUUAGAGUUAGAUGGAAAAGGAAAUUCCAACAAGACAAUCCAACUGUCCAUGGUGUUAAACUUGAUGUUUUUGGAUUUUGGGCUUAUGAUGCUGCUUGGUCACUGGCCAUGGCAGUUGAGAAAGUUGGGGCUAAAAACUUCAGCCUCCAAAAGAUGAAUAGGACAUCUGGUAAUUCUAGUACUACUGCUCUAAAAGGAUUUGGGAUCUCUCAAAAUGGUCCUCAACUUGUCCAAGCACUAUUAGCUACAAGUUUCAAAGGCCUUUCAGGAGAUUUCAGUCUUCUUAAUGGCCAACUACAAUCAUCAACUUUUCAGAUAGUUAAUGUGUUUGGCCAUGGAGAGAAAUUGGCAGAUAUUCUACUUCUGAUAUUAGUCUUGGAUCCAUUAUAUGGCCUGGAGAUACCACCUCUGCUCCCAAAGGUUGGCAAAUUCCUACAAGACGGUUUUUCAACAUUUGUGACUGUGACUUACGACCCUGGGACUAAUACAUCUACUGUCAAUGGUGGAUACUGCAUAAAUGUCUUCGAAGCUGUAAUAAAAUCGUUACCGUACACUGUUCCUUACGAGCUCUAUCCCUAUGCAAAGCCUAAUGGUGAGGCCGCUGGCAGUUACAAUGACUUGGUCAAUCAAGUAUUUCUUGGGAACUAUGAUCCUGCAGUGGGAGAUAUAACCAUUAGAGCAAACAGGUCCUUAUAUGUUGACUUUACAUUGCCAUACACAGAAUCUGGGGUGUUCAUGGCUGUGCCUAUCAAAGACAACAAAAGUAAGAAAGCAUGGGUGUUCUUGAAGCCUUUGACAUGGGAACUGUGGGUAACAAGCGGGUGUUCUUUCAUAUUCAUUGGUUUUGUUGUCUGGAUUCUGGAACAUCGGAUAAACAAAGACUUUCGUGGCCCUCCGGAUCACCAAGUUGGCACAAUCUUUUGGUUCACCUUCUCAACCAUGGUUUUUGCACACCGGGAGCGAGUGGUGAGCAACUUGGCUAGAUUUGUAGUGAUCCUAUGGUGCUUUGUGGUUCUCAUACUGACCCAAAGUUAUACCGCCAGUUUAACAUCUCUAUUAACAGUUCAACAGCUCCAACCAACUGUUACUGAUGUAAACUUGCUCAUCAAGAAUAGGAACAAUGUUGCUUAUCAAAGAGGCUCUUUUGUUUAUGGGAUUUUGAAACAAGUAGGCUUUCAGGAUGAGAAUCUUAAGACCUUUAAUUCUGCAGAAGAGUUGAAUCAACUUUUUCACAAUGGUAGUAGAAAAUAUGGUAUUUCUUCAGCUUUUGAUGAAACACCCUACAUGAAACUAUUUCUUGCAAGAUAUUGCUCGAAAUUCACCAUGAUUCCUCCAACAUUUAAAGCCGACGGUUUUGGCUUUGUCUUCCCAAAAGGUUCGCCUCUUGCCCGUGACGUUUCGAGGGCAAUCUUAAAUGUGAGCGAGGGAGAGAAAAUGAAAGACAUUGAGCGCAUAUGGUUCAAGAAAGAAGCAAGUUGUGCAGACCCCAACAGCCUGGGCCUCUUUCUCAUUACUGGGGUUGCUUCAGCAUUUGCUCUGCUCAUAUGUGCUGCCAUGUUCUUGCAUGCGGAACGUCAGGAGAUCUUGCAGCAACUAAGACGACUUGUUCCAGGAGCCUCAUUGUGGACAAGAAUUUGUGUUGUGUUAAGAAUAUACGACCAAUGGGACCUCCGGUCGUAUACUUUUCAGAAUAAUGGACUUGAAGCACCCGCUGCAGUUCUCUGGAGGUCCGCAGCGGAUGCUCCAGCCGCAGGUGCUCCAGGAGGAGCUCCCGUUGGAGCACCUCUUGGUCAACCAGCCGGCGAUAUUGAGUUAAUUAGUGACCAUGAAAUCAUUAGAUUGCCUGAGCAAGAAAGCAAUUGA